UAUUUUCAGAAUGAUGCUGAAGUAUAACCAUAACAAUUUGGGCAACACGUUGUUGUUGUUGUUGUUGCAUCACGUUGGCGAGACUCGAGACGCUUCUUGGCCUCCAGCUCUGCCUUCCACUCCACCAUGGCGGACGAGGAAUUUGAUGGCGAUGAUGUUGGUGACGACUUCGAGGAGGUGGAGGAGGACGAGAACCUGGAUGAUCUGCAGGAGGGAGAGGAUGAUGAAAACCAAGUGGAGUUGCUAACGGCAGGUGAAGGCCAAGCCGUGCCCACACAGAAACGCAUCACAACCCCUUACAUGACGAAAUAUGAGAGGGCGCGUGUAUUAGGGACGAGGGCGUUACAGAUAGCAAUGUGCGCCCCCGUUAUGGUGGAGAUAGACGCUGAGUCAGACCCACUCCAGAUUGCUGCCAAGGAACUGCGAGAACGCAAGAUUCCCAUCAUCAUCCGACGAUACUUACCUGACGGAUCCUUUGAAGACUGGGGCAUUGACGAGCUUAUUAUCAGUGACUUUUAGUUCUCUCUCUCUCUCUCUCUCUCUCUCUCUCUCUCUCUAGGUAGCACGUUUAAGGCUACCACACAAUUAUUUAGUCAUCCUGUUCUCACAUUUCUCCUGUACUUCUUAAUUUAUUCUUCUUAAAUACUUUGAUAACUUUGGACUCGUAUAAUAGUAAGAAUUUUACACUGAAGACUUUCAUCACCAUUCAUAGAGUUCAGUUAAGCCUUUAGAGUGUUUUACCUAAUUCAACAAAGGAACUCAUAAUAUUCAUCUUUUCACCUCCAUUAAAACUUACGAUGUACAAAUUGACAUACAAAUAAAAUAUUUGUCUGA
Molecule: messenger RNA, 834 nt
Organism: Scylla paramamosain (green mud crab)
Lineage: Eukaryota; Metazoa; Arthropoda; Malacostraca; Decapoda; Portunidae
Gene: RpII18
Product: DNA-directed RNA polymerases I, II, and III subunit RPABC2-like
Exons: 4
Coding region: 127-519 (130 amino acids)
Biological process (GO): tRNA transcription by RNA polymerase III; transcription by RNA polymerase II; transcription by RNA polymerase I
Cellular component (GO): RNA polymerase I complex; nucleus; RNA polymerase III complex
Molecular function (GO): DNA binding
Source: RefSeq, a predicted model, not a curated record